UUAUAGUUAAAAUAAUAACGCCGUAUACAUAUAAAUAAAUGUAUUUAUACACAAAUAACAAAAUAAUUAUUAUCUUUUUUUAUGUAUUUAUUAUCUAUGAAAAACACUGAUACGAAAUUUUGAGGUUAAAAUGUGAAUAUUUCAAAUUUGAAAAUAGUGUAAAUUUUGGCGGUCAGAUCUGGUUAUUGUGAAUAACAAAAAAAUUUGAAUAAUUAAUGUGUAAAUUGUGUUUUUAUGUAUUUGUAAUAAAUAUUUAUUUCAUUCAUUAUUAAAGUUAACAAGUAGAUUAUUUAACUGUGUAUGUUUCUUUUUUUAUUAUUGUUUUUAUGACAAAUCCUAUAUUGCGAUCCAUUUAAACUAUGUCGCGAGAUAUUAGAUCAUUCUUUAUGAAAGAUGCAAGAAAUAAUCCAAGUACCAAAGAAAAAGUAGAUAUUACAAAAGAUCAAAAGAAAAAAAGUAGAAAACGUCAUGUUUUAUCCAGUGACGAAGAAGAUGAAAUAGUUCCUACUUCAAAUAAUUGCAAUUUGAAUAAACAUACUGAAAAAAGUCUUAAAUUAGAAGACAUAUUUGGGAAUGAGCCAGUUAAACAAACAUCUUCCAAAAUGGUAAAUCAAUUGCAAAAUGAAAGCAAAUCUAAUGGUAAUGUGUUAAAUGCGGAAAUUACUACAAAAGUAAAUGAACUUCUAUUAUCCCAUUCAAAGUCUCCAAUGACAAAAGAACUUCAAAUUUCACCUCAGAAAUUAAAAUCCUCAUCAGUGUCACAAAAUUUAAAAGAACACCAAAUAAACAUUGAUUCUAAAAGUGAUAAAAUAGUAUCGUCCAAUAAAAUCAAAUCACCUACACUUGAUUCAUGUAGCCAUGUCAAAUCUAAUUCAAAAAGAAAAAUUUCUCCAUUAACUACACCUGAAAACAAAAAGUUUAAACACGGAGGUCUGAAUUCAGAUUCUCAAGAAAGUGGAUAUGGUACUGAUUCUGUACAAUCAUCAAGUAGUAGUGUAUCUUCUAAUAUACCUGAAUCAGUUGAAACUAAACUUUGGGUAGAUAAGUAUAAACCUAUAUCAUUAAAACAAAUUAUUGGUCAAACUGGAGAUAAAAGUAAUGUCAAUAAAUUACUCAAGUGGUUAAAAGUCUGGUAUACUAAUCAUGGCGUAGGUGUUACAAAAAAACUAACUAGACCGAGUCCUUGGGCUAAAGAUGAUGAUGGUUCAUUUUUCAAAGCAGCUUUACUCUCUGGUUCACCGGGUGUUGGGAAAACUACUACAGCACAUUUAGUAUGCAAAGAAUUAGGUUUUGACAUUGUUGAGUUUAAUGCUUCCGAUACUCGUUCCAAAAAACAGUUGCAAAAUAAUGUAUCUGAGCUUUUAUCUUCUACUUCAUUGAGCCCUUAUUUGGGAGGGAAAUCAGUAACUAAGAAACAUGCACUUUUAAUGGAUGAAGUUGAUGGCAUGGCUGGUAAUGAAGAUAGAGGUGGUGUUCAAGAACUAGUAUUAUUAAUAAAAAAUUCUAAAUGUCCUAUCAUAUGUAUGUGUAAUGAUCGAAAUCACCCGAAAAUUCGAACUUUAGCCAACUAUUGCUUCGAUUUAAGAUUUCAUAAACCAAGACUUGAACAAAUUAAGGCAUCUAUGAUGUCUGUUUGCUUUAAGGAAAAAUUAAAAAUUUCUCCAGAAAUAUUGUCAUCAAUUAUAGCGAGUACCGACAAUGAUAUCAGGCUUACUCUUAAUCAUUUGUCAAUUAUUGCAGCUGGAAAAGAUAAUUUAAAUAUUAACAAAAAAUAUGUAAAAAUGGGUCCAUGGGAUGUAGUAAGAAAAGUUUUUUCUUCUGAAGAACACAAAACUAUGAGUAUUAAUGACAAAUGUGAUUUAUUUUUUUAUGAUUACAACAUUUCUCCAUUAUUUGUUCAAGAGAACUACUUGUCUGUGAUACCACAUGAUGUCGAAGGACCAAAAUGGAAGAAAUUUGAAAGAUAUUCAUUAGCUGCUGAUAGUAUUAGUUAUGGUGACAUAGUUAGUGCUAAAAUAAGAUCUUCCAAUAAUUGGAGUUUACUUCCAGCUCAAGCAAUUUUUUGUAGUUAUUGUCCUGGUGAAUUUUUAAAAGGUCAUAUAAGUAAACAAAUAAAUUUCCCCGCAUGGUUAGGAAAGUUUUCAAAAGGAAAUAAAAUGAAUAGGUUAUUGCAAGAAGUACAAAUUCAUACAAGAAUAAGGUUGUCUGCUAGCAAAGAAGCAAUAAACCUUGACUACCUAACUACAUUAAGAAAUUCAAUUCUUAGACCUCUUCAAGAAAAAUUAACAGAUGGUGUUCAGGAAGCUCUUGAUUUUAUGCAGUACUACCAACUAUCAAAAGAAGACUUAGAAUCAUUAAAUGAAUUGACUACAUGGCCAGGUUCUAAAGAUCCAAUGUCAGACAUUCCUGCAAAAGUAAAAAGUGCUUUUACCAGAGCAUACAAUAAAUCUUGUGUAACUUUCCAUGCUAGCAGAAAAAAAAAAGCAACAAUCACAGAUGAUCAGGAAGGUUUAUUAGAUGAUGAAGAUACUAUAGAAAUAGUAAGCGAGGAAGAAGAUGAUGAUAUUCAAAAUGACACAAUGAUUUCAAUAAAAAAGAAGCCUACCAAAAAAGGUUCUUCAUCACCACCAACAUCAAAAACCCAAGGAACAAGUAAAGGAAGAAGUGGAGGUGCUGGAAGGAAAAAAAAGUAGUUAAACUUAAAUUUUUGUGAUUAAAACAUUAUUGUUUCUUUAGUAUAACAUAUUCACCUUAAUUUUUUCAUAAUAUAUAUUACAUUUUUUUUUUACAAUAAAAAGAUUAAUAGAUGGUUAA
Molecule: messenger RNA, 2814 nt
Organism: Daktulosphaira vitifoliae (grape phylloxera)
Lineage: Eukaryota; Metazoa; Arthropoda; Insecta; Hemiptera; Phylloxeridae
Gene: Gnf1
Product: replication factor C subunit 1
Exons: 12
Coding region: 360-2693 (777 amino acids)
Biological process (GO): DNA replication; DNA repair
Cellular component (GO): DNA replication factor C complex; nucleus
Molecular function (GO): ATP hydrolysis activity; DNA clamp loader activity; DNA binding
Source: RefSeq, a predicted model, not a curated record